ACCAAGUCUCUGGAGGAGCAGGAGGUGCUCUCGCCCUGGCCCUGUGCCGCUUCCAUUGAACUGGUCCCAACUCCAGCUCUGGAGAUGGCCCUGCUUCUCCUCCUCUUUGGGGGCUUUUGGACCCAGGUGAUGAGCAACCUAGAAGGUCUGCAGAACACAUCGAUGUUGCUACCUACCCUCCAUACCGAGGUCCCAGGGACCCAGGUGACGAGCAACCCAGAAGGUCUGCAGAACACAUCGAUGUUGCUAUCUACCCUCCAUACCGAGGUCCCAAUUAUCUCUGAGGUCCCAAGUAUCCCUGAGGCCUCGGCUGUCGACUCAGCAGUCUCCACUAGGCCAGGGACAGUGGAUCCUGAGGGGACUACCGGCAUCUGGACUCAGACCCCACAUCUGACUCCACAUCCACCUUCCCCAACCCCCUUUGGACUUCCCACUGGUGACAUCAUAAACACCCCUGUACCGGAGCCUGCAAUCUCCCGGGAAGUUUCCAACAAGACAUCGGUGCAGCUUCCAGAAUCGACAGCCGUUUCCAGUGACCCUUCUGCCACCACAGCCAAUCCUGUGACAGGCAGAGCUGUCUCUUUUACCUCUCAAGAAACCUCUCAAGGGAUUAGUGUACCCCCUGACACCAUGACAAGUUCCAAGGAGACCAGUGAACCCUCUGUGGCUACAACAGUAAGCUCCAAGUCCAGUGGUCCCCCUGUCACCAUGACUACUGAAUCUCUAGGGCUCUCCAGUGAGCCACAUGGACUCCCGACCACCAUAGCAGCCAGUUCUGUGGAGAGUUCUAGUGCAGCCGGUGGCACUCCAGUCUCCAACAUAAAAAUAUCCAUAAUGUCUACCCCAGAGCCGGUAACCACCAGGACACCACACCAGGGAUCAAGGGGCAUGUUGCUAGUGCCCAUGCUUGUGGCCUUGCUAGUGGUUUUGGCCCUUGUGGCUCUGCUGCUGUUAUGGCGCCGGCGGCAGAAGCGGAGGACUGGGGCCCUGACGCUGAGUGGAGGUGGGAAGCGUAAUGGGGUAGUGGAUGCCUGGGCUGGGCCAGCCCGGGUUCCUGAUGAAGAGGCCGCAACAGCCGCAGCAUCUGGGUCAGGGGGCAACAAGGGCUCGGCGGCCCUGGAGAGAGAGGGGUCGGGGCAGCGGCCCACGCUCACCACUUUCUUCAGCAGGCGGAAGUCUCGCCAGGGCUCUUUAGUACUGGAGGAGCUGAAGUCUGGGCCAGCUCCCGACCUAAAGGGGGAGGAAGAACCGCUGGUGGGCGGCGAGGAUGAGGCUGUGGAAACCCCCACUUCUGAUGGGCUAGAAGCUAAAGAUGGGGCUGCACCUCAAAGCAUGUGAGCAUCAGGUGGCCUUCACCCGACCUGCUCCCUAACCCUGGAUUCUGCGCUCAGCAUCCUGGCACUCUACAUUUGUGAAUAUCUGUGAACUAAGUGCAUCCAUCCAUCCAUCCACCCACCCACCCACCCAUCCAUCCACCCAUCCAUCCAUCCACCCACCCACCCACCCAUCCAUCCAUCCAUCCAUCCAUCCAUCCAUCCAUCCAUUCUCUCCCCCUUUCUUCCACUAUCCUCCCUUUCGAGUCAGUUUCUGAAUCUCCAAGAGGAUAAUCUUAGUUGACCUACAAUUCCUUCGAGGAUCCGCCUUGAGAUGCUGGGAUCUGACAAAGAAGAAUGAAAUGCCAAACUUUGGGAAGUUUAUGGCGCCCCCUUCAGGACUCCCAUUUGCUCGGGGGCCAGCUUAGAGACUGGAUGGGGGCAUCCAGCCUGUUCUUGUGUGAACUGUGACCUGUGACUUUCCUCUGAGCACUCUGUAGCUGCUGGGGGAGGCUGCCAGAGAUUGGCUACUCUCCUUGGGGCAGAGGUGAGAGUUUCUGGCUCCAAGAAGCCUAGCACCUGCUGUGUCCACUCAGAGAUGCAGUUUGUGUGCAAGAUGUGACGUUUAGGUGAUGGUUGUGAAGAGUAGAGUGAGUACAGAUGUUGGGAAAGAGCCCAGCAGGGACUGUGAACCGCCAGAAUGAGGGGCCCGGUAACUGCCGAGAGCGCAGGGCCCUCCAUCUCGCUCAGACAGGGUCGAAGCAGCUGAAAACCUAAAUCUGUUUGUAGCCUUCAAAAGAAUGCAAACUCGAUGGGGACUAAGCUGCCAGAAACUUCCCUCAAAGGAUCCCUCACACCGACACCCACCCACCCCACGCCCACACGCAAGAAGAGGAGAGGCAUUAGCGUUAGCCCAGCGCGGAAACUGGGUGCCGCCAACCCCCCUGGUCUUGAUUCCUUUUCUAAUAGUCUUGGUUUUCUGGGUUUGUCUGUUUCCUCUUCUACUUCAAGACUGAAGUCCUUCCCUUUUCUAAAGGGAGUAAGAGGGAGUUAGACGAGAAUACAGGCCCUGGGGGUGGAACACGGGUUCCAGGGUCUCCCCGAGGGUCUGAGGCAGAGGGAGGGGACAGUUCCCAACUGUGCUGCUUCUGACCCAUCAGCCUCUGGUACUGGCAUGUGGUCCGAAGGUGGUUGCUGGAGGAGAUUCGCAAGAGGAAGUUGUUGAGUCAGAGGGCACAGUCCUUGAGAACGGGCUGACCUACAAAAGGAGGCACGAGUGUGGCUGUGCUGGCCCGGAUGGAGAAGGGGAAGGUGGGAAAUGGAGGCCCAGGUGGUUCUCCAGAUGAAUGUGGGAGGGGGGAGGGGAGCCAAGGCAUGGAAAGGGGCCCGGAUCAGUUCUCACCACAUCAAGCUGCCCUUGCCCCUUCCCUUAGCCUGUGAGGAAAAGGAAGGGCUGAGAUGGGCACCCGUGGGCCCCCUUGAACCAUUUCUACUGCUCACUGGGGGCCAUGUGGACCACCUUUAACGAGAUGGCAGAAACGAGUCACAAAUGGCCCAUAAGGGACACAGCAGCUGUUGCGGUAGAUUUUGCCAAGCUGAGUGCCCCAAUUUCAGGUAUUUAGAGGAUAAUGUCACCGAACCGAGAGGUCAAGGGCUCUGACAUUUCCUGAGCUGUUUUUGGUUUUCAGCUGCAGGGAGAGAAGAAAGCUGAAAGAAGUGGGGUAGAGAUGGGGGGUACCACCUAACAGGACUUCAGCCCAGACAGGGUCAGAAUGCUCUGAGCCCUAAACUGAGUGACAGACAGUCACAAGGGCACUAAAAGAAGGAAGUGUCCUACUGUUUCUGAAGAAAGACAAGAAGGCUUUGUGUUUGUCCCAGGGUCUCCUCGGCCAUAUCCCAUUUCCUAUUGGCUCCCGUGCCUGGCAAAAACAGGUGCUCAGUGUGCAGUCACAUGAACAAAUGAAUGAGUGAAUGAAUGAAUGAAUGAAGAAAUAAGGCUUUGAAAGCUAGGAAGGGGAAGGUAUUUUUAGCAUAGGCACUAUAGGCAAAAGAUUAUAAGUAAGUAGAGCAGGAACCAUGGCGGGACACAGAUGGAUCUCCUUCAGCUCAGCAGAGGAAAAACAGUAAGCAAGCAACAGAUGUGGGGAAGCCAGAGAGAGAGAAGGAGGGUAAAAACAGAAACACGCAAAUGUGAAACGUGGUCGCAGUUUCAGCUCCAGCAGUUAUAAGAUGAUUGGGAGUGGCUUGUGUUCGUGACACCCUUGCCAUGUUUUCAGAAACUGUAAUGACCCCAGAAAUGGCUGCAGCCGACAUGGAAUGGGAAGAAGGAAGUCAUUCAUCUGUAAAUAUGUAUUGUUCUCAUUUAUAAUAAAAACCACAUCCCAAAUGUUUAAUGUAGUCAUCUGAAAGGUGGGGGAUCAAAGUGUGAUUUUCUUCUUACUUUUCUGUGUUUUUUCAAGUUUUUCACAAUAAAUGUCUUUACUUUUA
Messenger RNA from Alexandromys fortis (reed vole), 3800 nucleotides. RefSeq names its product sialophorin (gene Spn). Bases 85 to 1338 code for a protein of 417 amino acids. The record is from RefSeq and is a predicted model, not a curated record. Gene Ontology annotation, molecular function: transmembrane signaling receptor activity; heat shock protein binding. The transcript has 2 exons. Gene Ontology annotation, cellular component: external side of plasma membrane. Gene Ontology annotation, biological process: defense response to bacterium; type II interferon production; regulation of immune response. NCBI's taxonomy places the organism in Eukaryota, Metazoa, Chordata, Mammalia, Rodentia, Cricetidae.